AUGUUGUUCCUAUAUCCACCUGAUACGCAUGAUAGGACAUUGACCAGUGCAGUUGCUCUCGUCACGGGAGGUGGUUCGGGAAUCGGCCUCAUGAUCAUACAGGCACUGGCUGUAAGCGGUGCCAAAGUAUACAUCACUGGUCGGACGGGAGAAAAGCUCGACCGUGUUGCAGAAUUGUACUCGCACAAUAUUCCCGGGCAGAUCAUUCCCAUCACCGCCGACGUCACUAGCAAGCAAUCCAUCCAGAAGCUUGUCGACGAAAUCUCCUCCGAGGAAAAAGCACUGCACAUUCUCGUCAACAACGCCGGCAUCUCGGGUACGACACAGGACACCGACAGUCAGAGCGCCGAGGAACUGCACCAGAAGCUCUUCAAGGACGAGUCCAAUUCCGUUGAAGAGUGGGACGAGAUCUUCCGCACCAACGUAACCCAGCUAUGUUUCACCACCGCUGCUUUCCUGCCCCUGCUGAAUAACUCCAUUUCAGGCAUUCUCAAGACAGCUCAACACCACUUCCAUUACAAUGCUAGCAAAGGCGCCGCCAUCCAUGUGUCGAGAAUGCUGGCGCAUGGGAUCGCCUCAUCCAACCUGAAGAUUCGGGUCAACAACAUCGCCCCAGGGGUUUUCCCCUUGGAAAUGACCGCCAACGACAGCGACGAGAAGCAGAAGAGCUCUCUUCUCAAGGAGAAGUACGAGGGCAAGGUUCCCGCUGGAAGACCGGGUAAGGAUGAAGACAUGGGCAGCGCUAUUUUCUCCAUCUGCAACCAGUACCUGAAUGGGCAGACUAUCGUGGUUGACGGCGGCUUCGUUCUUGCUGCUGGAACUGUUUAA
Molecule: messenger RNA, 828 nt
Organism: Aspergillus fumigatus Af293
Lineage: Eukaryota; Fungi; Ascomycota; Eurotiomycetes; Eurotiales; Aspergillaceae
Product: putative 3-oxoacyl-(acyl-carrier-protein) reductase
Exons: 2
Coding region: 1-828 (275 amino acids)
Molecular function (GO): oxidoreductase activity
Source: RefSeq, a predicted model, not a curated record